Messenger RNA from Gamsiella multidivaricata, 1194 nucleotides. Its product is annotated as PRELI-like family-domain-containing protein. Gene Ontology annotation, biological process: phospholipid transport. Gene Ontology annotation, cellular component: mitochondrial intermembrane space. The record is from RefSeq and is a predicted model, not a curated record. The coding region runs from base 177 to 746 and encodes 189 amino acids. Lineage: Eukaryota; Fungi; Mortierellomycota; Mortierellomycetes; Mortierellales; Mortierellaceae. The transcript is spliced from 3 exons. Gene Ontology annotation, molecular function: phosphatidic acid transfer activity.
UAGCAACCACCUCGAGGAAUACUUCGCUGGAUCUCCGCCGCUUGCCACCAUCAACCGCUUCUUACAACUCCACUUCGUCGCCAUCCCCACCGCCCCCACUGCCUUCAACCACCUCCACGACCGCCACCCUCGAUCACAAACCACUAACCACUAACCGCCAGGAAUAGACAUCCGCCAUGGUUAAGUUCUAUCAGCACACAUCGUCCUUCGAGCACGCCUGGGACAAUGUCACCUACGCUUUUUGGCUCCGCUACCCGAACCCAUUCGCCUCCCACGUUGUCGGCUGCGAUGUCAUCGACCGACAGGUCGAUCCAGAGACCGGUGUCCUCCGCACCACCCGAGUGAUUCUCAAGCAGGGCGCCCUCCCUCGCUGGGGACGACAUCUGAUCAAGAGUCCAGAUGCCUAUAUUAUUGAAGAGUCCGAGGUCGACCCUAGGACACAGACCAUGGUGACCCGUACCAAGAACCUCAACCAUGUGCGGGUGAUGCAGGUCGAGGAGACCCAGACCUUCACCGUCCACCCCGAGAAUCCAAAAUGGACCCAAGUGAAGACAGAGGCCAGAAUUAUCAGCGAGCUCCGAUGGGGUCUCACAGGAAGAGUCGAGUCCUUUGGCAUCAACAAGUUCAUGGAUAACUCGGUAAAGGCCCGAAAGGGUAUGGCCCAUAUCCUCGAACGACUUCGUCACAAUGCUUCACUCGCUGCCUCGACACCUGUAGCUGCCGCUGCCGUCGCCUCCGACUGUUAAGGAGACCCAGGGUAUCUCUUUGUUCAAGUCUGUUAGGAAUAGCAGUGGAUGCGGAAAGCAGUGGCAAUGGCAUUAUCUAUGGCCCUGAUGUUGGUUGGAAGGAAUAUGCCCGAGCGGAGGGUUCAAACGUCGCGUGCGGUGAUAUUGAAAUGCUGCUCUCUUGUUUUACAUCAUGGACAUCUUUCUCAUACGACAGUCUUCUUCUUUUGACUACUCACAUCGUUGAUCAGCUUCAUCCCCCCACAAACCUGUAUUAUAUUUUCCCUCUCCAUCACCGCUCAAUGGACGUAUCAUGUAUGCAGUCAAUAGUUUCAUCAAGCGGUCGUGUGUGUGUGCGGGGAUAGUAGCGGUCAAUAGUUAGUUUCUUAGUUUUCUUUCUUUUGUUCUUUGUUCGAUCAUAGUACUUGUAUCCGCAAAAAAGUCUGAAUAAACUCCUUGUAUCAUAACA